This is a messenger RNA of Megalops cyprinoides (Indo-Pacific tarpon), 4251 nucleotides long. RefSeq names its product leucine rich repeat and Ig domain containing 3a (gene lingo3a). The transcript has a single exon. Gene Ontology annotation, molecular function: protein binding. NCBI's taxonomy places the organism in Eukaryota, Metazoa, Chordata, Actinopteri, Elopiformes, Megalopidae. The record is from RefSeq and is a predicted model, not a curated record. The coding region runs from base 118 to 1935 and encodes 605 amino acids. Gene Ontology annotation, cellular component: extracellular matrix.
UGUAGUCUGAGUUAGGGAGUACAUGUGUGGGAUGUGGACAGUUCUAAUCCAUUUCUGUCUCUUCCUGUUUGCAGGUUUGUGGUGCUGUGAUCCAGCCCCAGCACAUUUGAGAGGGGCAUGGCAGGCAGUCUGGGGCUGGGAUGGCCUGGCCUGCUCCUGCUGCUGAUGACGGCGGCCACCUCGCUGUGCCAGGGCUGCCCUCAGCGGUGCGACUGCGUGCCGCAGCUCAAGUCGGUUGUGUGCCACCGCAAGCGCCUGACCGCCAUUCCCGAUGGCAUCCCCAUCGAGACGCGAGUGCUGGACCUCAGCCGCAACAGGCUGCGCUGGGUGGAGUACGGCGACCUGGCGCCCUACCCCCAGCUGGAGGAGGUGGACCUGAGCGAGAACAUCAUCAGUGAGCUGCAGCCCAACGCCUUCAGCAGUCUGCAGAACUUGCGCGAAUUGCGGCUGCGUGGGAACCAGCUGAAGCUGGUGCCCAUGGGGGCCUUCUCCCACCUCACUAACCUGACCACACUGGACCUUAGCGAAAACAAGAUCGUCAUCCUGCUCGACUUCACCUUCCAAGACCUGCACAGCUUGCGCCACCUGGAGGUGGGUGACAAUGACCUGGUGUACAUCUCCAACAAGGCCUUCACAGGGCUGCUGGGGCUGGAGGAACUCACCAUUGAGAGGUGUAACCUGACCUCCAUCUCUGGGCAGUCACUGUCCUACCUGCGCAACCUAGUCACAUUGCGCCUGCGACACCUUAGUGUGGCUGCGCUUGAGGACCAGAACUUUCGCAAGCUGACGAGCUUGCGGGGGCUGGAGAUUGACAACUGGCCCCUCCUUGAGUAUAUCUCCCCACUCAGCUUCCAGGGCCUCAACCUGUCCUGGCUGUCCAUCACUAACACCAAUAUUACCUCUGUUCCUUCUGCUUCCUUCCGCAACCUUGCCCACCUCACCUCCCUCAACCUCUCCUACAACCCCAUCUCUGUGCUGGAGCCGUGGGCCUUCCGCGACUUGGUGCGCCUGAAGGAGCUACACCUGGUGAGCACCGGCCUGGCGUCGGUGGAGCUCCAUGCUCUCGGCGGCCUGAGGCAGAUACGUACGCUCAACCUGUCAGGCAAUGAGCUGGUGACGCUGGAGGAAGGGUCCUUCCACUCCGUCAACAGCCUGGAGACACUACGCGUGGACGGCAACCCACUGUCCUGCGACUGCCGUCUGCUGUGGAUCCUGCAACGGCGCAAGACCCUCAACUUUGACGGCAGAGCGCCAGUGUGCGCUGGGCCCGCGGAGGUGCGGAGCAGAGCUCUCAGCACCUUCUCAGACUCGGCGCUCUUCGACUACUUCACCUGCCAGAAGCCCAAAAUUCGCAACCGCAGGCUGCAGCAGGUGACGGCACGGGAGGGCCAGCCGGUGUCAUUCAUGUGCCGAGCCGAGGGGGAGCCGGCGCCCGCUAUCUUCUGGAUAUCGCCGCAGCGGCGCAGGAUAACACCCAAGAGCAGUGGGCGCAUCACUGUGCUCCCAGGGGGCACACUGGAAAUUCGCUAUGCCCAGGUGACAGACAGUGGCACCUACAUUUGCAUAGCCAGCAAUGCUGGUGGGAAUGACACCUACUUUGCCACGCUCACAGUCAAGGGUCAGCCGCUGGAUGCUGCCCUCAUCGCCAACCGCACCUACUAUGCUGGCGACCUCAACGACACCAACCUGAAUGACACACGUGUCUUCCUCAAGUUCACACUGGACCUGAAGACCAUCCUGGUGUCCACAGCCAUGGGCUGCAUCACCUUCCUGGGAGUGGUGCUCUUCUGUUUCCUGCUGUUGUUCGUGUGGAGCCGCGGUCGUGGGCAGCACAAGAACAACUUCUCUGUGGAGUACUCCUUCAGGAAGGUGGACGGUCCAUCCGCCAGUGGAGGCCAGGGAGGGGCACGCAAGUUCAACAUGAAGAUGAUCUGAAAUGACAGCACGUCCAGCACACAAUCACAGCACAGACUCCCAAACACUCACACUUACCUAGAAAAUAGAACUGAGGGAAAUUUUUUGGGAUGAGACCAAAACCUUGAUCUACCUUUACACUCCAUUAUCAGCUUAUGGUACAAAGAAGCUUUUACAUGCCACUUUUCAAAGUUGACCUGUGGAAUUCUCAUUUAUUAUUUAGCUUUUAGAAGAUGAUGGAGGAAACUUUUGUGAGGAAUGGCCAUCCUGGCCCCUCAAGGCAUCAUGUAUUUCAUCCAUUUUAUGACCUCAUCAGAAGCAGCUAGUCCAUUGGUGUUCAAUGAAGUCAUGAAAGCACUUGAGAUGAGGCAACUUCUCUUGCUCAGAGUCAAGGCUGCUGACAGCUGAGCUCAACUCCUCUGAUUUCUGUACCCUGUUCUUUGGGGAAAUUUUCGAUAGGGGCUGAGGAGGUUGGAAGCAUCCCCACAACGCCUUGUUUGCAUAAUUCUGGGGUGGUGCCUGCUGUGUUUUCCCGUAUCUUUACGGUUCCUGUUAGAACAAUUUGCCAAGAAUUUUAAAAAUUAAACUCUCAGUCAUUUUGUGACAUCCAGUGCUGUGUAGGCUUCAUGAUCGAGCUCUGAAAUGCCCUGGAUGAAAAUAAAUACUUUUUUUCCUGCUGUAUACAGAAUGGUGAAUAAUGGACACAUGGUCAUGGAGACAGCACUCUCAGGUCGGUGAUCAUCACUCCUAGCCAUCUGCAAAAUUUCUGUGCACAGUAGAUGUACAGGACUUCACUGAUAGACCUCUUUCACUGCCAACUGAAAAUGAUAUGAAAUCAUAUCAUGUCACUGCAGCUAACAUUGUCUGCUUGCAAAGCAUGGUGGGAAGGGCUUCCAAACUCAUCUGCCAUUGCAUGUAAUACUGAAAGAGAGUUUAAUUAAAAAUCAUGGCGGUGUAAUAAGACAUCACUGAGUUUUAUAUAUCAGUAGUUUGAUUGUUAAUUCAUUUAUUAGGAAAUAUACACAAAAAUGGUAAGUCUGCAGCUGCAAUUAUGUUUUUAAGACAGACCCAAAAAAGAUAGAAACCAGGUCAAUUCUGAAGUGUAAUCUGAUUACAAGAAAACUGACCACUAGCUCAACACCUCCAAAGCCAUGGCAAUGGUGGUAAUAAACCAAAAUGAUAGCUUCUAAUGUAGUAAUUAUGAUAAAAUAAGAGACAACAAUUAUAGAACUAAAACUAUAAAAUGUGAUGAAAUGGAGUACCCCAGAGUGGGUUGGGAAGAGGUGUACCAUCCUUAUCCUCUAGCCUACCCUGCACUGCAUCAGUCAAAUGCAGGUAUUGUGAUUCUGUAAAAUUAAAAGUGUUUGUACUAAUAGUGAACUUAUCACCCAUUGUGGUAAAGGAUUUGGGGCUGAUAGACCACAUGAGUUUCAACAUGGGGGAAUUUUUAUUCUAUCACCACCUCAGGACUCACCAACCAUUUUUGAGCUGUAGGGUGCCACCCACCUGCCACUGAUGCUAUCCUACAAGGUUAUAAAACUCUUCUCUAGGAGUCAUGCUCCUCUGUUUUCACUGUUGUUCAUGUAGAGCUGUGCUCACGGGCAGCACAAGAACUUCUCUGUGGAGUACUCCUUCUGGAAGAUGGAUGGCCCAGCUGCAAGUGGUGGCCAGGGAGGGACACACAAGUUCAGUAUGAAGAUGAUCUGAGACAACAGAGGUGUGAACAUGCCCAACACACACAGAACUGACUCAUGCACACUUGCACUAAGGAAAAAAAAAUUAAUUUGUUUUUGUGUUUGGAAUGAAACCAAAAACCUUAACCUUCCUUUACCCUUCAUUGUACUGUCCCUCACUGCUCAUGCACCUGACACUGUGCAGUAAUCUGCAGCUUGUAGAGUGUUGGAAAAAGCAGUUAUUGUCAGUUGCAGGAUUAAGCCAAGGCAUGUUUUCGUACAUGCAUGCAUGUGGCUAAGCUAUCCAGAUCCACAGGAAACUUGUAGCAAACUCGGAAGGGCAAUUAAAAUUGUGAUGUACGUAAUAAGCAUGACUGCCAAAGUGGUAACAUGUUAAGACAUUACCAUCAUCGUGGUGCAUAGGAGGUAGUAUUCAAAGAUUUGACACUGCUCUACGUCAGGGCAAAAGACAUUCACAGGGUCUCCUUCUCUUGCACAUAUAUAUGCAAACAGAUAAACACUGUCUCAGUAUCUGUCACACACACAUGUACACAGAGACACAACCUUAUAAACACGCUCUCUCACAUACAUGUACCUCAGUGCACAAACUUUCACACACACAUACACAAACAUACAAACUCUCUCUCACAUGCGUACACUAACA